Molecule: messenger RNA, 622 nt
Organism: Vicia villosa (hairy vetch)
Lineage: Eukaryota; Viridiplantae; Streptophyta; Magnoliopsida; Fabales; Fabaceae
Product: histone H4
Exons: 1
Coding region: 221-532 (103 amino acids)
Biological process (GO): nucleosome assembly
Cellular component (GO): nucleosome
Molecular function (GO): DNA binding; structural constituent of chromatin; protein heterodimerization activity
Source: RefSeq, a predicted model, not a curated record
UACUAUCCCUCACAAAUCUUACAACCAAUCAAAAUACAGCAAUUUAAAUCCAACGCUCAACGUUUCAAGUUACCUGCUCACACGGAUAGCUAGGAAUCAAACGGUUACAGCUCCAUAUCUGAACCCUAUAUAAACUCCGACUUCUCCGCAAUUUAACAGAAAACCACUUUCGUUCACAAUCAGUUUCAUUAGAGAAAUAAACUCAAGAAAUCACACAGCCAUGUCAGGAAGAGGCAAGGGAGGAAAAGGUCUCGGAAAGGGAGGAGCGAAACGACACCGUAAGGUUCUUAGAGAUAACAUUCAGGGAAUAACAAAGCCUGCAAUUCGCCGUCUCGCGAGACGCGGUGGUGUGAAACGUAUCAGCGGGCUAAUUUAUGAAGAAACUCGCGGUGUUCUCAAGAUCUUUCUUGAGAAUGUGAUUCGUGAUGCUGUUACCUAUACUGAGCAUGCUCGCCGUAAGACUGUUACUGCGAUGGAUGUUGUUUAUGCUCUCAAGAGGCAGGGCAGAACUCUCUAUGGUUUCGGUGGUUAGGAAAUUAGGGUUUUUUGUAAUUUGAAUCUCAAUGUUGAUGUAUAAUGUGUAAUAAUACUUGAGCUUUAGCAUUGACACUGUUUUAAUUGA